GCUGUAUCAUCAAACAGCAUUUGUUUUCGAUAAAAAUAUAACGGCCAUAUAUUUUGCAUAAUCCAAUUGACAUAUUAAUAAGAUUUAUGAAACUAUGUUUUUUCAUUCUUCUGUGCAUUUUAAAAUCUAAUUACCCUAGCUUUUUUUUUUUUUUUAGAAUUGUGUUUUGACAUCUUAAUUUUUCUUUUUCAGAUUUCUGAUUCCCUGUGCACACCACACAUACUUUUAAAAGGGGAAGAUGAUAAUUCUUCUGGAGAGAAUGAAGAUGGUGUUCUGCAGAGCUCUCUCCAUGCCAACAUUUCUUUUCUGGAGACCUCAGUGUUUAUGCAUGACUAUGCAGGAGUAAUUUCAGAGAACCAUGUGUGUUCCCAGACUAAUAAGUCUGAGCAAACAGAUGAUGUUGUGAUACUGUCAAAGGAAGAGUUUGAAGAACUCAACUGUCUUUCACACCCUUCAAAAGAAGAGACAAAACAAAACACUGUUGAUGUAGGAAUUCAGUGCAAAUUACCAGACAUAACUAUUGAGGACAUCAAAAACAAUGAUGAUGAUGUGAUGUUUUACACUGGACUCCCAUCCUUUCCUGCUCUCAUUAUGAUUUUGAGCCGUCUAAAAACCCGCGCAAACAACAUGUCUUACUGGAGGGGCAACCAUUCAGCUGGCGAGAAAAGGUAUCAGAGAAGUGGAAAACAGAAACCCGGACCAAAAAGGAAACUGAGAAUUGAAGAUGAAUUUCUCCUAGUGAUGAUGAGAUUACGACUUGGUUUGUUGUUGGAGGACCUAGCCAGAAGAUUUUGUAUCAGUGUGACAACUUGCUGCAACAUUUGGCGAACGUGGGUACAAUUUUUGGCUCAGGAUCUGGUUCCUUUGCUUAUGUUUUGGCCAAGUAAGGAAGCAGUCCAAAGUAACAUGCCAGCCACAUUUAGGAGACGAUAUCCAAAUACACGUGUUAUACUGGACUGUACCGAGAUACGGACAGAGACACCAGAAUCUACCAGAGCUAAGUCACUGCUGUAUUCAAACUAUACGUCUCAUAUGACCUGGAAGGUUUUGGUAGGCAUCACACCAGCUGGAGUGCCUAGUUUGGUGACAUCUUGUUAUGCUGGCAGCAUCUCAGACAAAAAGAUUACAGAGAAGUCUGGAGUGGUAGAUAUGUGUGAUGAUGGUGAUGCAAUCAUGGUGGACAAAGGAUUUCUUAUAUCAGACAUGACUACUCCUAAGAACAUCCAACUGAUCAUACCACCAUUCAAGAGGAAACAUAGAAAUUCUCCAGGAGGGAGGUGGAAACAACCCGACGAAUCGCAAAUCUUCGUAUUCAUGUUGAGCGACAGAUGCAACGUAUCAAACUCUUUCGUAUACUGA
Messenger RNA from Pecten maximus, 1359 nucleotides. RefSeq lists its product as uncharacterized. The coding region runs from base 325 to 1359 and encodes 344 amino acids. NCBI's taxonomy places the organism in Eukaryota, Metazoa, Mollusca, Bivalvia, Pectinida, Pectinidae. The record is from RefSeq and is a predicted model, not a curated record. The transcript has a single exon.